Molecule: messenger RNA, 6702 nt
Organism: Plasmodium relictum
Lineage: Eukaryota; Apicomplexa; Aconoidasida; Haemosporida; Plasmodiidae
Gene: P230p
Product: 6-cysteine protein, putative
Exons: 1
Coding region: 1-6702 (2233 amino acids)
Biological process (GO): symbiont entry into host
Cellular component (GO): plasma membrane; cell surface
Source: RefSeq, a predicted model, not a curated record
AUGCAUAAAAAAAAAAUAAUAUAUUAUUUCUAUAUUUAUGGAAUUUUUAUUCUUAUAUUUUUAAAUUAUGAUAAUAUAAUAAAUUUAUUAAAAAAAAAUAUUUUUUAUAAACACAAUAAUGAAGUUAAUGGAUUUAAAUCUUUUUCAGAAAAUGACAAUUACAAUAAUAAUAUAAUAAGAAAUAGUAGUAUAAAUAAUAAAUUAUAUGAAUAUAUACCAUAUUUAUCACUGUACAUAAAUAAAUAUAUAUGUGAUAUAUAUUCUUAUAUAUUUGGAGAUUUAAAAAAAAUAAAAAAUAAUGAUUAUUAUCAUAAAAAAGAUAUAUUAUCAGAAAAAAGUUUUUAUCUAGCAACUACUCGUUACGCUACUAAUACCAGGAAGUUAUCAAUUUCUGAAGAAAAUGUUGAUUUAAAACCCUAUGUCAAAUCAGGAGAGAGAAAUGAAACUGUUGUAAAUUUACAUGAAUAUUUUACUGGAAAUAAUAAAAGAAAAAAUAACAAUAACGAAAUUGUAGUAGAUACAUCAGAAAAGUUUCAUAGGGUAGUUAUUAUUUGUUUUAAGCCAUCUCUAACUUACUCUCAUAUUAUUACCAGACCUAGUGAUGCGUUUCAUCAUUUUCUUGAAGAGAAUAACAAGGUGACUUCAACAGAAGAUAUUUACCCAAUUCCAUUUUUUCAAGAUGAAGGAAAUUGGGGUUUGAAAAAUGUAUUAUCGAGAGGAGUUAUUGAGUUUAUGAUACCACCAUUUUCACUUCAACUAAUAGAUAUUAUGAUUACAUGUUCAAAUAAUGAAAUAAAUGAAACAUAUACAUUUGAAGAUUUAAUAAAAGUUAGAAUACGUAUACCUAGAAAUACCCGAAAAAUAUUAGGUGUUAGUACUGAUGAGAAAGAUAAGGAUAUAUUUGAAAAAAUAGUUCAAGAUGAUAUAAAUGAUUACACUUUUCGCAGUUAUCAUAAUAGAAUACUUGGAUUAAAAUUAGAAGAUGCUGAAUUAGAUCCUUUUGAUUGUUUUAGAACCGUUUAUGAAGAUGACAAGAGAGUUCAUUUGCAUGUUGCUUUUGAAUUUAUAAAAUGCUUAAAUUUAGAUAGAAAAAAUAUAAAAUUAAGAUUUUUUUUCUUACUUGAAGAAUUUUCAGAAGAAGAAAUAAAUUUUUCUUGUUCAUUUACAUAUAAAAAAAAAAAAAAAAAAGUUACCUUUGGAAAGGGAGAUACAACAACCUUAAAAGAAAUGUAUUUUUUAGAAGAUGAUAAGAAUGAAUAUCAAUAUUAUAAUGGUGCUCCUUAUAAAAUUUGCAAUUUUGAAUAUAAAGCUGGAUACAAUGUGCAAGUAUGUGAAAGAACUAUUAGUGAAUUCACACUUUUUGUAUAUAAUUGUGAAAUGACAAAAAAAUCAAAAGUUCUGAAUGUAGAACCAUUUACUACUAUUCGAUAUUUAAAUGAUACUUAUCCAAUUAAUAAAUUUAGUGACAUUACUUUAUUUACAAAAGAUAUAGAUAUAACGGAUAUAGAAAAAAAAUUCCCUAAAUCUAAAUUUUUUAUGACAUCAUAUAUUGAUCAUGGUCCUUAUCCUUUAGUUAUUGAAUGUAGCAUACCUCAUGGAAAAAGUAAAUUUCAAAAAGCAAGUAUUUUGCUACAUUUAAGAACAAAUAUACAAAAAAAAAACGCAUCUUUUUGUGAUUUUACGAAUUCUCGUAACUACAGCUUUUUAAAUAGUUACUAUGAAGGAGAUUCUUGCAAUAUAAUCACUAGUGCAAAUACAGCAUUCGGUUUUAAAUGCCCAGAAGGAUCCAUUAAAAAACCAGAUAAUUGUUUUUCGGAAGUAUAUCAAUCAGGAAAAAUUUAUAAAUUAAAAGAUAAAUCUGGAAAAAAUCUUGUUAUUUAUUCGAUAAAACAAAAAAACUUUGCUUUAGCAGCGUUUCAUAAUCAUAUAUCCAAGUCUUAUGAAUUUGAAUGUCAUUGUGUAGAUAAAUCUAAUGAACAAAAAAUAAUAAAAAAAAUUUUUGUGAAAUAUGUAAAUCAUGAUGAAUUAUAUGAUUAUAAUAUAUAUGAUACAAUUAGCCACAAAUCAUUAAUUAAAAAUCCUGAAAAAACCCAUCUAUGCGAUUUUGUAAACAAUGAAUCUGUUUUAGAACCCAAAAAUAAAAAGCCUAAAAGUUAUGUUUGUGUUAUUCACCCUAAACCGUUAGAAUAUGUAGCUCUAAACUGUCCUAUUAGUCUAGUUGACGAAGAAAAUGAAAAAAAAAUAUCUGAAUUGUCAAUUAUGAAAGGAGAAAAAGAUGCUGAAGAUAUAAAUAUAUAUUUAAAAAAAAGAAAUAUCUAUUCCAAUUUAACUCAUUUACCAAAAAAUGCACCAUUACAUGUAAUAGAUAAAAAUGCAUUAGAUGUUGUUGAUAUCAAUAAAAUUAUUCCUGGUGUUCUAGUUAAAAAUAUUAUCAAUAUGAAAAUAACUGAUGUAGAAGAAAAAGGAGAUGCUUCCGAUUCUCUUGAUGUAGAUCAUUUGCAACAAGGAAAUAAGUUAUAUGAAAAAUAUUUAGGACUUGAAAACAAUAUAGAAAAUGGGUUUUUCAUUUUUCAAAUACCUCCAUACUUAAAAAGAAACCAAACGAUAGAAUUUGCGUGCAUAAAUAAUCAAACAAAGAAAAAUGGAAACUUAGGAAACAUUGGAAUAAUGACUGUUUAUUUGAGGUCAUCUGGUAGUAUAGUAGAAGGUUGCUAUUUCUAUAAAAAUAACCCUGAAAAUACCUAUUUAAAAAAAAGUAUAAAAGUGGGUUCAGGAGAAGAUUGUGUAAUCAAAAGUGAUGGAGAAAUAGAAUAUAUUGGUAUAGCUUGCCCUGCUGAAAAAAAACUAUUUUUAACCCCUCCAGAAUGCUUUCUAGAAACUUAUGAUAAAUCAGAUGUACCAAUCAGAAUAACAGAAUAUGAUAAAAAUUUUAAAAGUUUCUCUAAUGAUAAAGGAAUAUCUUAUUUAAAAAUUCCUCAAAGUUUUCUGGGUUACGUAAAUUUAUUUUGCUAUUGUAAUACAAAGGAAGAAGAAACUCUCAUAAAAGAAAAUAAAAUAAAUAUAGAAUUAAAUGUUUCCAAUAUAGGAGUAUCUGAAAUAAAAACGAUUGAUCAUACUUAUGAACCCGAUUUUUUAAUUGGAAAAGAAUAUGCUAAUAAAAAAUCCAGUGACAUUGUAAGAAAAAAACAUAUUUGUGAUUUUACUAAAAAAGAAAGUUCCUUAGAUCCAUACAAUGAAUUAUUAAUUAUUCAUUCUUGCUUUUUAGAAUUAGAAGAUAACUUAAAUAUGAUAGAAAUUAAAUGCCCUAAAAAUGUUAAAAGUGAUAAAAAGGCACGUGGCAAAGAACCAAGAGAAGAUUCACUUGAUCAUUUUGAAGAUUUAGAAGAAAGCGAAGAGGAAGAAAUCAAGAAAUACGAAAAAAUGAAAUAUAUUCCAAAUAAGUUCGAUGAUGAACUAUCGAAUUACAAUAAAAAAAUAAAAAUGGAAGAUAUAUUACCAGGAAUAAUUAUACUUGAUAAAAAUAGGACAUUCGCUGAAAAAGGGAAUUUUUCUUUUGUUUCACCAUUAAUUGUUGAAAAUGACGUAACUCUCAAAUUAAAUUGUGAUAAUUCAGAAACUAUUAUUGGUAACAAAAAAGGGAGAAAAGGUACUAUCGUUAUAAAAAUUUCAAAAAAUACAACCAAUAAGGACUUUUAUGGUUGUGACUUUUCAGGAAAUUCUAAGAAAACAUUUUAUUAUUCUUCCGUUUAUGAUUUAAAAAAAAAAAGUGAAACAUGCGAAAUAGAUUUAAAAGAAAAUAUGAUUGUUAGUCUAAAUUGUCCCUACGGAAAAAUAAAUCCCAAUAACUGCUUUAGAAAUGUUUAUAUAAAAAGCAAUAUGGAAGAAGAGGUAAAAGAAAAAAUAGAAAACAUCUUUAAUGAAGUAAAAAUAGUAAAUGCUAAUCAUUUAACAAAUAACUCUCCUACAUUUCUAAUAAUUUCAAAAAUAACCAAACAAGAAUUAAAUUUUUAUUGUACUUGUGAGCAUUAUGAAAGUAAAAAUAUAGGAACAUUACUUGUAAAAAAUAAAGAAAAUUUAAUUUUUUCUAAAAAAUAUGAUGAAACAAAAACUGUCUUUAUAGAGGUCAGUCCUUAUUACUUCAAAGAUACUUAUAUUUGUGAUUUUACCGAACACAACUAUUCUAUUUCUCUAAAUAAAGAAGUCGAUAUAACAAAUAUUCUUAAAAAAUAUAUGAAUGAUAUUCUAUUGUAUCAGCAUGAUGAAUUUCUUCAUUUUAGCUUGAACUUAAAAUUGAGAAAAGAGAGUAUGAAAAAAAAGUAUAUAAAUUAUUUAAAAAGAAAAAUAGAAGAAUUAGAAAAGAAGCCAUAUAACGAAAGAGAAUAUGCAGAUAAUAUCAUUAUUUAUAGAUGCAACAUAGAUUUAAGCUCCUUUGAUCAACUUAUAGUUAAAUGCCCUUCCAAAAAUAUAGAUGAUUCCCAAAACUAUUUAUAUAAUAUUGCUUAUAGUUCUAAUUUAGGUUUAAAUGAAAACACUAUGCUAAAGGGACUAAGUAACACAUUAUAUGGAACAUUAUUAAUUAAUAAAAGUCAUAAUACUUCUUUUUUUGAAAAAGGGGAAUUAGAAAUUAUUAUCUCUCCUUAUGCAGAUUCUUCUAAAGCUAUCAAUUUUUCUUGCGAAAAUGUUCAAAAAGAUGGAACAGGAAAAAUUGGUUCUGCUUCUAUAUUCAUUAAAAAAAAUGACAAUAAAAUAUUAGGAUGUGAUUUUAUAGAUGUGUCAAAUGAAUCAAAUGAUAGCUUCUAUCAUGAAAGUAGUGAAUCAAGACGUAACAAAAAUAAUUCUUUUGAAUUCGAAAUAGAGUUAGUAGAAGGAAAGAGCAUAUAUUGCAAUAUUGAAGCUAUUGAAAAUGAUAUUGUAGGGUUUAGUUGUCCUUACAAUUUUAUUACAUCACCUCAAAAUUGUUUCGAAACUGUUCAAAAAGAAGGAUUAGAUAAAGAACUUGAAAUACAUAAGCUAGAACAAUUAGUAAAAGGAGUUAGAAUUUUAAAUAACGAAAUAUAUAAAUAUAACUUUACCCCUUCUUACAUUAUCUUACCAAAAAAAAUAAAAAAAUCUCUAACAAUAUUUUGUACUUGUAAUUCGGUCAAGCAAAUAAAAACAGGAAUUAUUCAAUUAAAUAUCAUUGGGGAUGAUUUAAAUAAUUGGUUCAAAAAGGAAAUAACCCAUAAUAUAUAUGCAUUUGAAAAAAAGGAUUAUUUUUAUGAUUUUUCCUCCGGUCCCCUCAAUAUCAGCUCUGAAAAUGUCCUCAGCUUAUCUCCAUCAAUCUUAAGUUCCUAUGAUUCAUCAAGCAUAAAUAAAGAUCAUUAUGAAGAGACAAAGAUAGGAACAGAAAAAAUAAAUAACCUUAGGAAAUCUCAAAAGGUGAAAUUUCCAUAUAAUUUAUCAAGUUAUAAAAGAAACACAUCUGAAUAUAAUAAUAUUUUACAUGGCGUACCAGUUACUGCACAAGAUAGAGAUCCUGAUGAAGAAGAAAAAGAAGAAGAAGAGGAAGAAGAUGAGGAAGAAGAAGAUGAGGAAGAAGAAGUAGAAGAAGAUGAGGAAGAAGAAGAAGAAGAAAAUGUUUUAAACCCAUUAAGAACAAAGCAUGUAUUUGAAAUUAGUGUAGCUGCUUCUGAAUUUAGUAAAAUAAAAAUUAUAUGUCCUCUUCGAAAUUCAUUAUACUAUAGACAAUCAAAAAUUAGCCCUGAAAAUUUUUUUGAGUAUGUAUAUGUUUUAGAAAGUGAAACAACUAAAAGAAAAAAAAAAAGAUUGGAAAAUGAUGAACUCUUAACAGAAAUAGUGGAGGGUUCAACAGAAAUGAAGGAUGAAGAAAAUAGACUCAGAGAAGCUAUUAUGGAAAAAGAAGAAAAAAAAGUAGUUUAUGAUGAUUUUGGAAAUAAAAUAAUUAUAUCUAUAAAAUCGGAAAAACCAAAGGCUACUGUUGAAGAUAUAGAUAAAUUAAAUGAGAAUGAGGAAUUGCCAGAUACAAAAAAAGACGUAUUAAUAAUGAAAAAUAUCCAUGAAGUAAUUUCUUUUGUUACAUAUAAAAGAGAGAUAAGUGAAAAAAAAUAUAUUGGUACAUUGAAUGUUUCACCUCUUCUAUUAAAUGAAGCAACCUUUUUUGUAUCGUGUGAUAAUUCGUUAACUUUAAAUGAAAGUAAAAGGGGAAAAACAGGAAUUGUAAAAAUUCAUAUAAAACCAAAUUAUUUAAAAAUGCAUGGAUGUGACUUUGUUGGUGAUUAUUCAUCUCAUUUUUAUUUUAGUGGAAAAUGGGAGAAUUUACCAAAUAACUAUAUAUGUGAAAUUAAAGUAGAAGAUGAUACAUUAAUAGGUCUUGCAUGCCCUUCUCAUACAACAAUGCAUCCUUCAGAUUGUUUUGAAAAUGUGAUUAAAGAUGACGAAAUUUAUAAAAAAGAUGUUUUAAUUGAAUCGAAAAAUACUUUUUUGUUUAAAAAAAGUGAUAGACCUAUUUUAUCCUUUAUUCAUAUUAAAAGAGUUAUUUCGAAUUACUUUACAUGUAAAUGUUAUGAUAAUGUAAAUGGGGAAUACAAAGAAUUAUCUAUGAAAAUAUUAUAUGAACCUUAUGUUAUGGGUACUCCCAAAGUGAACCUGGAAAAACCAAAUAUACAAUACAAAGAUAUUGAUUUAAGUCUUUUGAAUGAAUAA